Messenger RNA from Lactuca virosa, 591 nucleotides. The record is from the annotation of a GenBank genome assembly. NCBI's taxonomy places the organism in Eukaryota, Viridiplantae, Streptophyta, Magnoliopsida, Asterales, Asteraceae.
AUGCCUUGCAGCUCAAGUGUCAAAAAACGCUUAAUGGGACAUCGGCCCAACCCCGAACCUAGUCACAAACACAUAAGCGAACUAAUAACCGAUUUUAACCCAUUUUUCCAUCUCCUUCUCUCGACGUUUCUGGAAGCUAGGGAUUCUAUUGCCCUUUGUGCUCAACAAUCGGAAAUCUCAGCUAGCGAGGCUGUUCUUGCCAACAGCCGAGCAUUUCAACGAUUUGCAGUGAAGACUUCAAAGUCAAUGGAAGAAAUGUCAAGCAUAGCUGCAAAAAAGAGACAAGAAAUUGCUGACCAGGUGAAGGAAAUGUCUCGCAACUUUGAGUCCAAGAACCGUUGAUGGUUGUUUGUGGAAAAAGUUUUGCGGUCAAAACCUGUAAGCUCACGGAAGCAUUUAGGUUAUUGACAAGACACUCUUUUUAAUACAACAUUAUCACUUUGUAAAUUAUGGGUUGUAUUAUUAAACCAAAAUAUUUAGAAUUCUAAACCAUUUAGACUGUUGAAUUGCAAUGUCUUUUGAUGAAGUUUUUUGUUUGAAUAAUGAAUUCUGAAAUUUGAAUUCUUAAUUUUGAAUUGUAUACCAUUUUUG